This is a messenger RNA of Fonsecaea erecta, 2571 nucleotides long. RefSeq lists its product as hypothetical. Gene Ontology annotation, molecular function: protein binding. The transcript has 7 exons. The record is from RefSeq and is a predicted model, not a curated record. Gene Ontology annotation, cellular component: cytoplasm; nucleus. Bases 1 to 2571 code for a protein of 856 amino acids. NCBI's taxonomy places the organism in Eukaryota, Fungi, Ascomycota, Eurotiomycetes, Chaetothyriales, Herpotrichiellaceae.
AUGGAACCCCUGAGUGCCGGCGCGAGUGUGCUGGCCUUUAACAUCUUGACACAACUCCGUCAAUGCAGAGCCUUAACCGAGCCCAACGUCGACUUACACAAUAUCAGGAAUCUGCUGGAUGCUUGUACCCAAGAUAUAGCGAGCUUCAAGAAAGACCUUGACAAGGUACAAUGUGACCCAACUACCACCAAAUAUCAACAAGUAUGGAAGCGGGUCAGAGCAACUCUGGCGGAGAAGUCACUUACUGGAAUGUGGCUCAAGCUGAACCAUCACUGUAACGUGCUGCAGUUCCAACUCAAUCUUCUACAAAGUGACGCUACGCUGGAUUGCAAGACCCAGAUCCACGAAAUCCAGGACACUCUAUCCGCAGGAAACUUGCAGGUCUCGUCUUUGCUUGGAACUGUGCAGGACGUCAAGGUUUCAGUGGAAGAGGUGGUCCGGAGCACUGCCGCAUCUGUCAACCAUACGAUCGGACAGGCUUCAGGAGCAACGAAUGCCCAGUUGCAGAACAUAUCCACUCUACUGGAAGCAAUCCAAGCCCAGGUCUCGGCAGGGUCAACCCGGUCUGCUCUUUUCCAACACCACCAUGCGCCGUUACAGGAGGACAGCCCACUAUCUGCGCACUCCAACGAGCCCGUCGGAGUGAAUCCAGAGCUGAGCGAGUGUCUUGCCAGAUUAUGCAGAUUGGGCUCGCGAGACUCGGGAACAAUAUUCUACGAGGAAGCGGAGACCAUUAUCGAAGAUCUGGAAUGUUUUCUGUCCGCACUGUUGGAGCUCAAGGAGACUGAGGCUGUCGUUGCAGCAAAGAAAACAAAGGAAGAGAGAGGACAGGAUGCAAUGGUCACACGCCGCGACAUGAAACGCAUCCGUGGUCUGAUUUCAGCGUCUGGCGCCAUAGAUGUAAAUCAAGCCCCCAAGCGGCUCACUACGCCAAGGGCUCGAAAAGUCGUUCAAAAGCAACACAGCAUCGAGCUCACACUGCCUGGUUGCAAGGCAACUAUCACUGUUAGCAGAAGAGCCUUCCAAGAAUUUUGCAAUCCGCCCAGGCAGGGACAACUUACCAACGAUUCCCACGCAGAAGAAUUCUUCGCAACUGUUAAGGCAUCUAUCGACGACGUUCAAUCACCAGCCGUCCUCGUUGCUUACCUGCGGCAAGUCCGGUCCGAAAAUGGAUUUUCCUCCCUGCGUCCUGUGAUUUGCAUUGGCAAAACCCUGCCCAUCGGCUCUGCCAUAUUUCAUAUCGUGUCCCAGGGCGAUGUUGAGGGACUUCGGAGGCUGCUUGCUCGCGGAGAGGGAUCUCUCAGAGACAGGGAUUCCCGGGGAACUCCUCUUUUACACUACGCAGUCGCGGGCGCCAGAACAAAGAUCCAUGGCGACAUGUGCAGUUUUCUCAUUGAUAACGGAGCGGACGUUGACCAGAAUGCCCAGCGUCCUUGGAUGAUCGAUGGAGAUUCCAGGACGGCAAUGUGGCUGGCGCGUGAGGCUGCCAUUGAGUUCGAAGCCAUUUCAGACCACUUUCGUCUCCUUCUGGAUGCUGGAGCAGGUCCUUGCUCUGCACUUUACGACAACGUAGACGAUCCAGACUUCAGAUUCAAGCUGUCUUUCGACCAUAACGCGAUGAAAAUGAUACUGAACAACUCAAUACCAUUCGUCGAUAUCGGAAGCAGGGACAGUCAAGGUUCCACAAUGUUAUUGUCUUUUGCUGCCAAAUGCUCCAGCUAUGACGACCCCGUGUCACUUUUUACCCUUUAUUUGGCGAAAGGCGCCGAUAUCAGCGUCCGAGACGGACACGGCAGAAACUGUCUUCGACUCGCGCUUGAAUCUUUGUGGGAUGAAGAGUGCAACGACCAAGUCCGCAAAUGCGUCGCCUUGUUGAUUCGAAAUGGUGCCGAUAUCCACUCUGUGGACGAGGAUGGCGUUUCAGUAUCCGACUAUGCCUACGAAAAUCCCAUUCAGUUAGAAAUCGGCUCCUGUCGAGGCGAUGUGUGGGAUGCUGCGCUGUCAGAGUGUGGUUACGAUAUACGCCAAAUGCGCCAUGGUUACCAUCGACUACCAGUGUGCCCCGACGGAGAUUUUGACCUUUCGGAAUACCAGCAGAAAUCUAUCACACGGUUGUGGAAAGGUCGGGAAGACGCAUGUCCGUACUACCAUCAUCCGCCUGCUUGGUGUCCACGGAGCACUUUGCCAUCAGGGCUCUGUCCCUUUGGGGGACAUGACUGGCUCUGUCCCGGCCCAGAGGCGGCACCCAGCCAACAUCCUGAAAGUCCCCUUCCACGCACGCAAAAGGUGAGCGAGCCAGAGACUGAUGAUCUCCAUGGAGGGGUCGGCAUAGUUCGAGCGGGAAGCAAGGACAGCCAUUGCACCACCGAAGAGGAAUUCUACGCCGUCAAGGAUUUGAAGGACAGCGACCCAAGUCUGGGAAGGGAGGAAAUGGAAGUCAACGGGUUCAAUGGGCCCGGCGAGUCAGUGUCAGGCACCGCACAAAUCAGGGCGAUUGCACAAGAGGAUCCUGCUGCUGAAAGCGCUUCGGACUCGUCGUCCGAAUAUUAUGACCUUUACAACGAUACUUGA